Messenger RNA from Odontomachus brunneus, 656 nucleotides. Its product is annotated as ubiquitin-60S ribosomal protein L40. The record is from RefSeq and is a predicted model, not a curated record. Lineage: Eukaryota; Metazoa; Arthropoda; Insecta; Hymenoptera; Formicidae. Gene Ontology annotation, molecular function: protein tag activity; ubiquitin protein ligase binding; structural constituent of ribosome. Gene Ontology annotation, cellular component: cytoplasm; ribosome; nucleus. Gene Ontology annotation, biological process: translation; modification-dependent protein catabolic process; protein ubiquitination. The transcript is spliced from 3 exons. The coding region runs from base 200 to 586 and encodes 128 amino acids.
GAAACAAAUGCAUCGCAAUAUGUUGCCAUUAUGCGCAUUAUGUGUGUAUGAUGUGUUGAUAUUAAGAUUUUCUGCAUUACUCUAAAUUUUUAGUGUUUAUUCUUGCAUUCCUAUAGCAAUUGCAAGUCAACAAUAUAAUUUCUAUUAUAUAAUUUAGAUGGUAUUUUAAGAUAGUUUUUUUCAAAAAAGGUAAGCCAUCAUGCAGAUUUUCGUGAAAACUCUCACGGGUAAGACUAUAACCCUUGAGGUGGAAGCCUCUGAUACUAUUGAAAAUGUAAAAGCCAAGAUCCAAGACAAGGAAGGCAUUCCACCUGAUCAACAGCGACUCAUUUUUGCUGGCAAGCAACUUGAAGAUGGACGUACUCUCUCUGAUUAUAAUAUCCAAAAAGAGUCCACUCUUCAUCUCGUACUUCGUCUUCGAGGAGGUGUAAUUGAACCAACACUGCGUAUACUUGCACAAAAGUAUAACUGUGACAAGAUGAUCUGCCGCAAGUGUUAUGCUCGUCUUCAUCCACGUGCAACUAAUUGUCGAAAAAAGAAAUGUGGACAUACAAAUAACAUUCGUCCAAAGAAGAAGCUAAAGUAAACUGUUGAUUUUACAGAAGUUGUACUUCUUACAUAUUAAAUAGCAAAUGAUGAAACUGGUCUACACUUGA